This is a messenger RNA of Zeugodacus cucurbitae (melon fly), 2384 nucleotides long. RefSeq names its product Galectin-7. The coding region runs from base 673 to 1212 and encodes 179 amino acids. The transcript has 2 exons. Lineage: Eukaryota; Metazoa; Arthropoda; Insecta; Diptera; Tephritidae. The record is from RefSeq and is a predicted model, not a curated record. Gene Ontology annotation, molecular function: carbohydrate binding.
CCAAAUUUGGUUUCUCAGUACUUAACUAAAUUCGAGCGUGUCAAGUUAAAAGCGAUAUUCUACUGCUAGGCGGAAAUCUUGCACGCGUUGUGGGAAAAACAACGAAGGCGGAUACCAGAGUACACGAGACAACGAGACCGAAACGUACAUGUAGAUACAUCACUCAACAAAUCGUUAUAUUCUUCCACUGUGACGUAAUGAUUCUAGAUUUCAGUGUUUGUUAAGGAAAUCAAAAUUUGUUUAAUGUUUUAAAAGCCGGUUUUCAUAGUGAAGUUUUCCAGUGUUCGUUUGCCAGUCGAAGUGAAUGGUCAGUUUCCACUCGCAACAUUUACUCGCCCAAGUGCCCAAGUUCACGACGUAGACAAAUUAUCUGCUACCGCGCGUAAUAAAAGUGUAAUUUUCGCGAAGUGUGCCAUAUUAUCAACGUCAUUAAUUGUCGUACGGAUUAAACAUAGCAACGCAGCAGACCACAACAAAGACCAAUAAACAGCAAAUUGUUAUUAAUUAAUUACGCUUUAUUUAACAAUCGCGACGAAAGAGGUGACGAAACGUGAUAUUCUAAUAAUUUUAAAGUAGCCAAAGCGCGUUUUGAUUAAUAUUGUUUAAAGGAAAUUGCAAUAAUAUUGAUUACAAGCUGUACGGUAUUUGAAAGAGCAAUAAACCAAAAUCGAUAUGUCUACAACGAAGUUCAUUGCUAUUCUGCCUCAACCUACACAGUCAGGUGAUAAAAUUCAAAUCCGUGGACAAAUUUCUAACAAUGCCAAAGAAUUUUCCAUAAACUUUGCGAAUGAGGUCAACGAGGAUCCACAAUCGAUCGCCUAUCACUUCAAAUGGGACAUAGCUAAUGAAAUGCUUAUUGAGGACUAUAUGGAGGAUAACGAAUGGAUAAACAGCAAAGAAACGCCAUUUGAUGCAUUUGAUGGUCGGUUCAAGAAUGAAGCUAUUAACAAUAGUAUAAGCAAUCGCUUUAUCGACAAUAACACAAUUGUAGACACUACUGACACAUUUUCGCAUUCGUAUUCUCUUUUAGGGCAGGAAUUCGCCCUAGAAUUCGCAUUCCUAGAUGAUGGCAUCUAUGUGUACUUGGCCCGCGAAGAUGGCCGAAAUCUUAUCACACAUUUUCAACCUGUGAGCGAUUUUCAAUUAAUUGAAUCGGUACAAGUGUGGGGCGAUGUGGAAAAAAUCACACUGUUAUCAUUCUCUUACAAAUAGACACCAAUUACCAUAUUCACAAAUGCAAAUCUGCAAAAAAAAAAUACAUUUGUCCGUGUUGUUGUUGCGGUUGUACCACCAACAAUGUGGCAACUGCAAGGGAACACUUCUUGAUCUACUCUCGGUCGGAGAAAAUGCUAGUAAGAGUAGUUUUCAUUUAAUUGGUAUUAUUAAUUUCCUUAUUUAUGCUUGAACUCAUGUAGAAACGAAAAGUAUUAUGAAUUAUUUUGUUCGCUUUCACUUUUGAAUUUCAAUUAUUUUACUUAAAUUUAUUUAUUAACGAAUCUCCUUACGGUAACUAAUUUAGUAGUUUUAGUUGCUCAUUUGCUGAGAUUUUUCUAGUAAUAAUGAAACGAAAAGUAUUAAACAUGAGUACUUAUUUACCUUAACCUUAGGUGCAGCGUGCAGCUUGUUUUAUGGCACGAAUUCCUGGCAUUACAAAAUCUCUCGUGGCAAGUCAAGUUACACCGCCCCCGCAACCACUCUCUCUGCAUUAAGAAGUUUGUUUGAGUCCAAAAUAUGCACAAAAUACACGCUUACAUAUUUAUGUAUGUAUGUAUAUGCAUGUAUACAUGUAUUGGGUCCAUGCCUUCCACUCCUCAUACCCGUUUACAUACAGCAGAGGUUGAUAUACUCGUCCAUAACUCUUGCAUGAUCGCUCGCAUUAACCCUCGCUGCAAUCUAAGUUCUUAAAUAUUGAUUAAGUUAGCGCUAAGCAUGAACCACAAGUAUUUUAUUUAAAUUGUCCUAUAACCUUGCUAACACUUUAUAAUUGAAUGUGUUUACCAUAAUUACCAAAGAUAAGAUGUAAGAAAAAAAUUAUGAUAGUGUAUUGAUAUACACAAAUAUUUAAAAAUGAAAAAAUUAUGAAAUGUAAAACUUUGCGAUUUUAUAAAAAUGCCGUUGAUGCCUUGUAAUUGUUUAUAAACAAUAAAAGUGAAAGAGUAAACAGUUAAAGCAAUAUCUAAAAUAUAACUCUUCAUCUAUAUGUAUAUGUAUAAAACAUUUUUAAAUAUUGAAUUGAGCGAAACCAACUACUGUAUUUCAUUAAUUAAAAGAUGAACGUCACUAAAACUUAUAAACUCCCUUUGCUUUCCUUUAAUUGUUUGUUGUUAAUAAAUUAUUAAAAUUAGUGUUUCAAAGAAGGAUCAAUAAAAUCUUCACUCAAAACU